Messenger RNA from Ictidomys tridecemlineatus (thirteen-lined ground squirrel), 4965 nucleotides. RefSeq names its product erythrocyte membrane protein band 4.1 like 2 (gene Epb41l2). Gene Ontology annotation, biological process: actomyosin structure organization; cortical actin cytoskeleton organization. The record is from RefSeq and is a predicted model, not a curated record. Gene Ontology annotation, molecular function: actin binding; structural molecule activity. Gene Ontology annotation, cellular component: plasma membrane; cytoskeleton. NCBI's taxonomy places the organism in Eukaryota, Metazoa, Chordata, Mammalia, Rodentia, Sciuridae.
GGCGCGCCGAGUCCUCUGACGGCCCCAGCCAGGGAAUUUCAAUUUGAAACCUAGCGGAGGGAGGAGGCUGGCGCGCUGGCCCGCGGCUGGCUGGGACUGACGCGGGACGGGUCCCCCAGGCCGGCUUUUUCCUUUGGUGAUAAACAUUUUUAUACUUUUGAGCCAUUUCUUUCAAGACCCUGAUCCUGUGAAAGGCAGCAACGCUGUUUCAUUCCCAGUGAUUAGCACGUGAUAAAGCAUUCUGUAGAUGUUCAUGGAAAGAAUGAAAACUAGCAAAUGAAUCAGAAGUUUUAAUGAAGUUCAGAUUAUAAAAAUUUUUGCUUCCUUUGGAAUCAAUGAAUACAUUAGCUGAUUUUUUUUCAGGAUCUUCUGAACCACUAAUAGCAAUUAUAAGCCGUGACCAUGACUACUGAAGUUGGCUCUGCAUCUGAAGUGAAGAAGGACUCUGACCAGUUGGGAGCAGAUGUGACCAAGGAGAAAGCUAAACAAGUAGCAGAAAAUCAGCAGCAUCAGUCAUCUGAACCAGAGGAGGAAAAAGGUUCCCAGCCACCACCACCUGCUGAAAGCCAAAGCAGUCCACACCGCCAGAAGAGAGAGAAGGAUACAUCUGAGAGCAGGGGUAUUUCCCGAUUUAUACCCCCAUGGCUCAAGAAACAGAAGUCUUAUAAUUUGGUAGUGGCCAAAGAUGGAGGAGAUAAAAAAGAGCCAACUGAAGCUGUUGUGGAAGAACAGAUUUUAGAUAAAGAGGUUUCCCUUCCAGAAGAAGAGAGACAGGCCAAAGGGGAUGCUGAAGAAACUGCUCAGAGUAAACACCAGGAGGUUAAGGUGGAAGUCAAGGAAGGAAAACCUUCAGUGAGCAAAGCUGAGACCCAGCCUGCUGAAGAAGUCAGGGAGGAAAGAGAAGAGGUGAAGGAAAUACAGGAAGAUGAAGUGGCAGCACCAAGGGAGACCAAGGAAGUGCAAACUAAUGAACUGAAAGCAGAGAAGACUUCUCAGAAAGCCACCAAGAAGACCAAAACUGUCCAGUGUAAAGUGACCCUCCUAGAUGGCACUGAAUACAGCUGUGACCUGGAGAAACGUGCUAAGGGACAGGUGUUAAUUGACAAGGUAUGCGAACACCUCAAUCUUUUGGAGAAGGAUUACUUUGGACUUUUGUUUCAGGAAAACACAGAGCAGAAAAACUGGCUAGAUCCUGCAAAAGAAAUAAAGAGACAACUUCGAAAUCUUCCUUGGCUGUUUACUUUUAAUGUGAAAUUUUAUCCUCCUGAUCCUUCUCAGUUGACUGAAGAUAUUACCAGAUACUUUUUGUGCCUUCAGCUUCGAAAAGACAUUGCCUCUGGCCGCCUGCCCUGCUCAUUUGUGACUCAUGCCCUCCUGGGCUCCUACACAUUACAGGCUGAGCUUGGAGACUAUGACCCAGAAGAGCACAGCAGUAUUGACCUCAGUGACUUCCAGUUUGCCCCUACACAGACUAAGGAACUGGAAGAGAAGGUGGCAGAGCUGCAUAAAACUCACAGGGGCUUAUCUCCAGCACAAGCUGAUUCUCAGUUCUUAGAAAAUGCAAAGAGGCUUUCCAUGUAUGGCGUUGAUCUACAUCAUGCCAAGGACUCAGAAGGCGUGGACAUCAAGCUAGGUGUGUGCGCUAAUGGGCUCCUCAUUUAUAAAGAUAGACUGAGAAUCAAUCGUUUUGCUUGGCCGAAGAUCCUAAAAAUUUCUUAUAAGCGCAGUAACUUCUACAUUAAAGUUAGGCCAGCAGAGCUGGAGCAGUUUGAGAGCACCAUUGGGUUCAAACUGCCAAACCAUCGGGCAGCAAAGAGGCUAUGGAAAGUGUGUGUGGAGCAUCAUACUUUCUACAGGCUUGUGUCUCCAGAGCAGCCACCAAAGGCCAAGUUCCUGACCUUGGGGUCCAAAUUCCGCUACAGUGGCCGUACACAAGCGCAGACCCGCCAGGCAAGCAUCCUCAUAGACAGACCAGCGCCACACUUUGAUCGCACCUCUAGUAAACGGGUCUCUAGGAGUCUAGAUGGAGCUCCAAUUGGUGUUGUGGACCAAAGUCUUAUAAAGGAUUUUCCUGGACCUGCUGGGGGGAUUUCAGCAUAUGGCCCAGGAGUUGUCAGCACUGCCAUGGUACAAGAUAGGGACAGCCGGAGGGAUGUCAGAAGCCCAUCUAAAGCCCCACAUUUGCAACUCAUUGAAGGAAAGAAAAAUUCCUUGAGAGUAGAAGGGGAUAAUAUUUAUGUCAGACAUAGCAAUUUAAUGUUGGAGGACCUGGAUAAGGCCCAGGAGGACAUACUGAAACAUCAGGCUAGCAUUAGUGAACUCAAGCGCAAUUUUAUGGAAUCCACACCUGAGCCGCGCCCUAAUGAAUGGGAAAAACGACGUAUCACACCUCUGUCCCUACAGACACAAGGGAGAAAAGCAGACCAUCUUUUCAAGGAUAUUUUGUCCAUGAAGGAGAAGUACCUGACGGCAGCAACACGGACAGUUGAAGAUAAAGCCCAGGAGGCGGACAAGAGCCUAGAAGAGGAGAUAACAUCAAUUUUGUUUAGUGGAAAGGGCUUUUCUGAUAGCAUGAAAGCCACCUUCCUUUCAGCCAACACUUGGACAGCAGAGGGCGCUCUUGUGAACCCUAAUGCACCUCCUAGAGAAAAGCUUUCCUCCUCGCCCUUCUCACACUUGCCAGAGACACGUGCUCCUGCGUCAGAAGGGCCUUGCACUGGAGCCAGGGAUGCUGUUAAGAGUUCACAUGAGACUCUGAAUGUAGUGGAGGAGAAGAAGCAGGCAGAGGUUGGGAAAGACGAAAGAGUAAUCACAGAAGAAAUGAAUGGUAAAGAGAUAUCACCUGGGAGUGGUCCUGGGGAGAUUCGUAAGGUGGAGCCUGUGACACAAAAAGACUCCACCUCCCUGUCUUCUGAGAGCAGCAGCAGCAGUGAGAGUGAGGAGGAAGAUGUGGGAGAGUACCGGCCCCACCACCAUGUGACCGAGGGCACCCUAAGGGAAGAGCAGGAGGAGUAUGAAGAAGAGACGGAGGAAGAGCCCAGCGGAGCAGCCAAGGUAGUAGAGAGGGAGGAAGCAGUGCCUGAAGCCAGCCCGGGCAGACAAGCAGGUGCCAGUGUAAUCACAGUAGAAACAGUGGCCCAGGAAAAUGUAGUUGCCCAAAAGAUAUCUGCAGAGAAGAGUAUAAACGAAGGCACGGUUAAGCAAGACAUGGGAGAAGAAACAGAGGAAGAGCAACAUAAAGUUAACGGAGAGGUGUCUCAUGUUGACAUUGAUGUUUUGCCACAAAUUAUUUGUUGUUCAGAGCCACCAGUGGUAAAAACAGAGAUGGUAACAAUUUCUGAUGCCUCACAAAGGACAGAAAUCUCCACCAAGGAAGUCCCUAUUGUCCAAACUGAGACCAAAACCAUCACAUAUGAGUCUCCACAGAUUGAUGGCGGGGCUGGUGGUGAUUCGGGCACGUUAUUGACUGCACAAACCAUCACAUCUGAGUCCGUGUCGACAACGACAACCACACACAUCACCAAGACUGUAAAAGGUGGAAUAUCUGAAACAAGAAUUGAGAAACGCAUUGUGAUCACAGGAGAUGCAGAUAUUGAUCAUGACCAGGCAUUGGCUCAGGCAAUCAGGGAAGCCAAAGAGCAGCACCCUGACAUGUCAGUCACAAGAGUGGUAGUGCACAAAGAAACAGAACUGGCAGAGGAAGGGGAAGAAUGAGAAAGUCAUCUUCUAAACAACAUACAACUUUAUGAACCUAAAGAAUUUGACCAUUCCAAGUCUUAAUGCCACACCACUACUCCAGCAAAUUUGUGCUAUGGCUGGUAACAGUGACCAGAAGCCUGAAGAAUUAAAAUGCCAACACCAAACCUUACCUUAACAGCUCUGGUCUGUACCAUUCUCGCGCAUUUUUAAUAUAUUUUGUUUUAUAACCACUUCUAAAUAUCCUUGGGUUUUUUUUCCCUUUCUUUUUUCUAUUUUUUUUUUAAUUAAGUAGUUUCGUUUUAUUUCCUGUUUACUUUGUGUGCAACUACCUGCUUUUCAUGACUCAUUUGCUUAAAUGACAGUGAACAAAGCCAGCCUGGGCUGCUGGUACGGUGCUGUUCACUUGAACAGGUGCUGUUGUGCGGAAAGGAAACUCUGUGACUAAUUUAGAUAGUGGGUUUUCUUCUUCCAGAUUCUUUCCAUUGAAUUCUUACAGUCAAUAUUUACAAUUUUCAGAUUGCAGUAAAUAUACUGUAUGAGAAAAAUAUUAAUAAGAUUAAAAGCAUUUCUUACAUCUUGGAAAAUUUUCUAAUGUUUGAGAAUUUCACUGGGGAUUUUUUUUAUAUUGAACCCUUUUGACUUUCCAGUCUUGUGACUUUUUACUUUUAGUAAAGAGUCAGAAAAUCUUCAGACUGGAGAAUUAUAAAGUUCACUGACCAUGCACUGUGCUCAGAGAUGCACCCCAGUGCCAGUGCUUCUCAGACACAUUCUCUUCGACAGCAUUCCAGAACAGGAGGGAAGAGAAGAGAAAUCUGUUUCUUCCCUUCUACUAAAAAAUUCAGGCAGCUUAAAACCUUAGUGCUUUCUUUUUUAACAUUUCCAAAUUUCAAUACUUUCCAUUAUUUGAACACUUGGAUAGAACACUUGCUUUGUAUUAAACCUCCUUGUCUAUGUGUAAAACUGACCUUUUGUUAUUGAGCAAAUCUCUUUCAGAUAGUUUGAUGAUUCACACAGGUUUGAGGAUGCUGAGAGAAGGGUAGGGGACUAUGGUGGUUUGCGUUGGUUAUAAGAAAGCUAUACCAUUUAAAGGUGACACCAGAGACCUGAUAGGGACUUAUUAACUGUAUUGAAAAUUUCUUCCUUUGCUUUUUGACCCUAUGUAUAGUUAUGAUGCCAGAUUAGAUUUAUAGCAGCUUCAAGUUGUAUUAAAUGAUAUUUUGCUUUCUGUAAUACUGUUAUAAAAUAAAGUUUUGUUUAUUCUCUAAA